Messenger RNA from Morone saxatilis (striped sea-bass), 1862 nucleotides. RefSeq names its product chromosome unknown C2orf68 homolog (gene cunh2orf68). Lineage: Eukaryota; Metazoa; Chordata; Actinopteri; Moronidae. The coding region runs from base 210 to 704 and encodes 164 amino acids. The record is from RefSeq and is a predicted model, not a curated record. The transcript is spliced from 4 exons.
UUUCAACAAAACAAUGUGCACUUUUUAUAUAUAUAUAUAUUUUUUUUUUUUAAUUUGUAAACUCCGGGAAUGCAACAAUUGGACAACGAUUUAUUGUUAGCUAGCAUGUAGCUUUUUGUGAGCGUCUAUGGAUCUGACCGAGACUUGUUGCAAUCAUUAGCGCCUUUAGGCUCACACAUACUGUCACUGUGCUGUCACUGUUUGUUGAAAUGGAUAUUUUAAGAGACGAUGAAGCGCAUGAGCUGAAAUACAAACGAGGGGGCCGUUUGGAUAUGAGCCACGGCUUCCUGCACCAUAUCCGGAGGAACCAGAUUGCUAGAGAUGACUAUGAUAAGGAGGUGAAGCAAGCCAAAGAGCUUCAGCGGCGGAGGCACACCACAACUCCUAGAAAACCCCGUAGACCUGAUAUCCAAGUGUACCAUCCUCGACGCAGACAUGGGUCCGAGCCAGGGGCUGGUGCUGAGGCUGAAGAGUGGAUUGAGAGUGGGUCAAGCACAGAGACAGAGACCCAUGGAACUGAGCUCUUCUGGUUGGACUAUCAGGCGGACUCUGGUACCAUUACCUCCAUCCUUGUGCACAAGGAGGAUAAGCCCGACAAGGUGGUGGAACGUGUUGCAGAGAAGAACAUCCUAGAUUCAGCCAUGAGGGCAGCUCUAGAGGCUCGAAUUCGAAAGGAAAUGGACAAAAGACGAGACAAACGCUGAGUAAUGUUCUCAGACAGUAUGUUAUGAUGACAGAGGGGCUACCGGCAAAGAGGAGCAAUACUUCAUUUGCAGUUCUGUUCUCCAAAGCAUUAACGCUGUUAGGGUUUGGGGCAUAAUGAGGACUCAAUAUAAUGAGUGUCAGCAGAGACUUGAUGACCCACGAUCAAAGGCGUCUUCUGUUUAUAAAGGAGAAGAAACAGCACUUACCAUAGGCAGUAUGGUUGGGAGUUACCUGUCAGGUUUGUGUUUACUACAUUUGACUCACCUUGGACUGUUACCUCAUACCCUGACUCAUAACUUUAGGGACACUUCAAGUUGACUGGACCUGUAAAACGAUGUUGCUUUCUAACAGUUAAAUCCAGAGAGGAGAAGGUACUCUUUGACAGAGAGUGCUGUUAACCUUCCUCCUCCUUUGAACAUGUCCUGUGUUUCUUGUGUUUACAAAGAUCUAGUUUUUAAAAACAAGAUUUAUAUUUUUUGGUAAAAUGCUGUGAACAGAACAUCAGUCUAUCAGCAAUCUUAUGUUUAGAAAUGUGACAACUGAGUUGUGUGUUUUUGAGUUGUAGAGUUUAGUGGAUGUAGCCAUGAUAAUGUGUUUGUGUGGCCACUGUAUUUCAUUGUUUUCAGUAUUCUAAUUUAUUUUUGGUUGUUGAAAUACUUUUAUUUUUAUACUGUAAUAUUUUUUUAAGAACAACUCUUUACAUAUAAAAUUACAUAAACAUAAAAGCCAUUUAUUACUGUCCAAAUGUGUCUGUAUGUGCACUUAUGGAAUUGAACAGCCAUACAAUGUGAAUGUUUUUUUUCUCGCAUGUAAAAACACUCAAAUCUUUACUGACUUUGAUACCUUCUAUCCUGAAAUACACAUUGGUGGGAAUACAUAUAGUAUUGGGAUACAGCAAAAUGACAGAAGUGUUUCACAUCAUGUCCGUCAGCAGGUGGCAGUAUGAAUCAGCCUUUCAACUCAACAAUAUGUGUUGAACCUGCACCACUUUUUAACCCAAGAAGUUGUAACUGAGAGCUUAACAAUUUGCCAGGUCACUGGCACAUUGUAUUGGGUGGUGCCUAUCUGACAAUGAACACUUUUUGUACUCUGUACACAAGAUAAGAAGUUACAGUCUUUUGUGUCCUAAGCCAGCCGAAACUCUAAAAUAGUGGCCC